UUACAACUGAGGCGCACGGAAGAGUUGCGACGGGGAUAACAUCCCAUACAUGCUUGUUGAAAGAAAUGGCAGAAAUCAAAGUCGAAAUGGCAAAAAUCAAAGGCAUGAUCCAGAAGCAGAAAGAACAGUCUAGAAUGCCAUGUCAGCGUUGUCACCGUCCCGUCGGGGCACACGAUGGCACCGUCACAUCAGUGAGCGGUUCUACCACAGUUGAAACUAGCGGUCGGCAUGAAGACAGCAUGGGAAUUUUUCAUCAGAUGUUUGUUAUUGUCAAUGACAAAGUGGAUACCAUCCUUGCCAGAUCCCAGGACAUUGGAGCUCGCAGGCUGGUAAACAACUUGAAUCGUGAUGAGGAGAACGAUGUAUUGGGCUCAUCACAAGGACAGGUUGUGAGUAAUUCACGGAAUGCGACAACGAAGCCGCAGAAAGGUACAUUCCCUUGGGCACAGAUGACCACGAGAUGCGCGUACAUGGUGUAUCAUUUCGGACAUGCGGAUACUCGAAAAGGUCCAUUCAAGCGCCUUAGAGGGAUUGACUUUCCCACGAAAUAUGACGGCAAGAGGCAUUCUGAUAUGAAAUAUCUGUUCGAACGCAUCAAAGAGGAGGCUGAAGCUCUUGGGAUUUACAAGGCUGAUCCCAAUCGCGAGGAGGCAGGUUUCAUAUUUGAUCAAUGCGAAAAUUAUCUCUUCGAAGAGUACGAGAAGGUCACUAAGACGGAAACAAAUGGUGACAUGUCAAGAUUUACGCAACUGUGUUGGAUGACAGUGGUGGGUGUGCUGAGAGGCAACAGAAAGCGUCGCCGGAAGGCUGUGAGACCUGAGACUUAAGUAAAUGAAUUUGACAAGAGC
This is a messenger RNA of Guillardia theta CCMP2712, 848 nucleotides long. RefSeq lists its product as hypothetical. The transcript has a single exon. The coding region runs from base 66 to 827 and encodes 253 amino acids. Lineage: Eukaryota; Cryptophyceae; Pyrenomonadales; Geminigeraceae. The record is from RefSeq and is a predicted model, not a curated record.